CCCAUAAAUGCCUUCACAAACACCUCUCUCUCUCUCUCUCUCUCUCUCUCUCUCUCUCUCUCUCCCCACAUUACUGAUUACCAGACUGCAAGGAAAUGGUAUUAAUGUGGCAAGUGUGGAGAGAGUUUAACUCUACCCUAUCUAUCAUUGCUGCAUCAUUAUUACGACUUCUCUGAACCACUGUUUCUUCAAUUAUAUAUACACACAGAAAGAGACAUACAUAUUCAACGUUGUUAGCUGGCACUGCCAAUGGAAGUAUUGCUUAGACCUCAUGUUCUUCUGCUAUGCUUCCUUUCCUCUUCUGUACUCACUGCUCUUCUCGCCGCACUGCCGGCAGACCAAGAACUCGACCGGAUAUCGGCGCUUCCCGGCCAGCCGCCCGUGAAUUUCUCGCAGUUUUCCGGCUACGUCACUGUCAAUGAACAACAAGGGCGCGCGCUGUUCUAUUGGCUGACGGAGGCUACCAGUAAUGCUCACACAAAGCCUCUUGUUCUUUGGCUCAAUGGAGGACCUGGAUGUUCGUCGGUGGCAUAUGGAGCAUCAGAAGAAAUAGGACCAUUCAGAAUAAACAAGACCGGCUCGUCGUUGUAUUUGAACAAAUACUCGUGGAAUAGAGUGGCAAAUAUUCUUUUUCUUGAAUCACCGGCUGGCGUUGGUUUUUCUUACACAAACACAAGCUCCAAUCUCAAGGAUUCUGGGGACAAAAGGACAGCUCAGGAUGCUCUCGUUUUCCUCAUACGAUGGAUGCAUAGAUUUCCACAGUACAGAUACAGAGAUUUCUAUAUUUCUGGAGAGAGUUAUGCAGGGCAUUACGUCCCCCAGUUAGCAAAGAAAAUAUACGACUAUAAUAACAGAUCUUCUCAUCCAAUCAUCAAUCUGAAAGGAUUCAUCGUUGGAAAUGCAGUUACAGACAACUACUAUGAUAACAUUGGAACCGUAACAUAUUGGUGGAGCCACUCUAUCAUAUCAGAUCAAACAUAUAAAUCAAUAAUGACUUCAUGCAAUUUCAGAUCGACAAACACUUCUCAGAAAUGUGAUGAUGCUAUCAAUUAUGCUAUGAACCAUGAAUUUGGUAAGAUUGAUCAGUACAGUAUCUACACUCCAACAUGCAACUCAUCAGGGGAAAAAACUAACCGUUCUCCACGCCUAAAGAACACUCUUAUAAGCCCAAGAUUUUCUGGAUACGACCCGUGUACUGAGAACUAUGCUGAGAAAUACUACAACAGGCAGGAUGUACAGAAGGCGUUGCAUGCCAAUUCUACAGGGAUUCCAUACAAAUGGACAGCUUGCAGUGAUGUGCUUAUAAGGAACUGGAAAGACUCUGAGGCUUCAAUGCUCCCCACCUACAAAAAGUUGAUAGCUGGAGGGCUUAGAAUAUGGGUAUUCAGUGGGGACACAGAUUCAGUUGUUCCGGUGACUGCAACUAGGUUUUCCUUAAGUCAUUUCAAUCUCAAGAUCAAAACCCCAUGGUACCCUUGGUAUUCUGGCGGCCAGGUUGGGGGAUGGACUGAGGUCUAUGAUGGACUAACAUUUGCAACAGUCAGAGGAGCUGGCCAUGAGGUUCCUUUGUUUCAGCCUAGGAGAGCUUUUGAACUUUUUCGGACAUUCUUGUCUGGGAAAGACUUACCAAACUCUUGAAGGGCUUUGUGUCACAAAUGUAGAACCUAAUAAUCUAAUAUCGAGAAACUUAUUGUCAUAGACAAUUGGUUAUGGCUUCAUAAGGAAAAUAGAGAGAUGUAUAGGAUCAUUCUAUCCCAAUUGUAUUUAAGUUACAUAUUAUAAUUCUUGAUUGAUAUCAAGCUAAGUUAUGAUUCAGUUACAUCAACCUGGUAUCAAUCUUUUGUUGCUA
Messenger RNA from Sesamum indicum (sesame), 1849 nucleotides. It is a transcript of the gene BRS1, whose product is annotated as alpha/beta-Hydrolases superfamily protein. Gene Ontology annotation, molecular function: serine-type carboxypeptidase activity. The record is from RefSeq and is a predicted model, not a curated record. Gene Ontology annotation, cellular component: vacuole. NCBI's taxonomy places the organism in Eukaryota, Viridiplantae, Streptophyta, Magnoliopsida, Lamiales, Pedaliaceae. Gene Ontology annotation, biological process: proteolysis; brassinosteroid mediated signaling pathway.